Messenger RNA from Lodderomyces orthopsilosis Co 90-125, 891 nucleotides. RefSeq names its product Elongator subunit. Bases 1 to 891 code for a protein of 296 amino acids. NCBI's taxonomy places the organism in Eukaryota, Fungi, Ascomycota, Pichiomycetes, Serinales, Debaryomycetaceae. The transcript has a single exon. Gene Ontology annotation, cellular component: cytosol; elongator holoenzyme complex; nucleus. Gene Ontology annotation, molecular function: tRNA binding. Gene Ontology annotation, biological process: tRNA wobble uridine modification. The record is from RefSeq and is a predicted model, not a curated record.
AUGUCAACCCAGAACGCUACUGUUUUACUUACCAGGCUUUUGUCACUACGGGAGAAUUCAUCGUUUCACUUGAUUCUAGAUUCCUUGACGCAAUCAUCCCUAUACUUGAUCGAAGAAUAUGCACACCAUCUCAAUCAAAACCACAAGCUUAUUUACUUAUCAUACGAAACAGUCAAUCGACCAAACUAUGCAACAGACUUUUUCGAUUGUACCGAAGUAACAAUUGACAAGAUUUUACUAUUCAUCAAAACACAUUUGAAAGACGCUUCACCAACUUCAAAAUUGAUUGUUGUAAUCGACUCGUUGAAUUAUAUCCCGAAUGAAAGUUUAACCCAAUUCAUCGCCAAUAUGGCGGGUCCAAAUGUGGUCCUCAUAGCUACAUAUCAUACGAGCUGUGUGGAACCAUUUACUAAACAUGCAAAUUAUCCAUCGUGCCUUUCUUUGCUCACGUAUAUAGCUAGCACCAUUUUUGAAGUUGAACCUAUUUUGAACCAAUCGGUGGACAGUGAGAGUUUGGAAAGAAGUAUUUUGAGACUAAACUUUCCAAUCAAUACACAUUUGAAUAGUGAUACUUUUAAGCUCACCUUAACUAACAGGAGAAAAUCAGGCAGAUCCUUGAUAUAUAAAUUCAGUAUCCAGAGUAAAAACCACACAUAUGAGGUGUUAAACGAGUCCACAGCAACUGCGGAAGAGGAUGAAGAAGAAAUGUUGAAAGAUUUAACCACAUUCAAUUUAACCACCAACAAUAAACAAAAAUUGGCCAGGGAACAAGUUGAGUUACCAUUUAUGCAAGCUCAAGAGACACUCGGUUCGGCUGGAGGAGCUAUUGUCUACGAAUUUGAAAAAGACGACGAUUAUGAUGAAGAGGAUCCAUACGAAGAUCCAUUUUAA